Molecule: messenger RNA, 7085 nt
Organism: Leptidea sinapis
Lineage: Eukaryota; Metazoa; Arthropoda; Insecta; Lepidoptera; Pieridae
Gene: ADD1
Product: transcriptional regulator ATRX
Exons: 9
Coding region: 168-3038 (956 amino acids)
Source: RefSeq, a predicted model, not a curated record
UACAAAAUGGCUGUAGGAAUAUCAGAAAAAGGUGUCUAAAAAAUUAAAGAAAUAAGAUUGUCUGUUUCUCACAACCAUUAAUAUUAUUUAUGUAAACAACUCAAGAUAAGUGUGCAUUUUAUAAUAUAAUACAAGUGUAUACAGGAGAUUAAGCCCGUUGAACAAGAAUGAGUGAAACAGCAAAUGGCGAAGCAAAUAUCGCUGAGUCUGAUGAAAAGAAGCCGGUUGAAUUGCAGAAAGAUGUUCAAUUCCCGCCUUUACCGGAUCCCACAGAUGAUGACUUUGAUGAAGAUGUCCCGACGGAGGAAAGAGAAUAUUAUAAAACUAAGUUCAAAGAUAUUAACACAAUUAGUUCCAUGAAGAUACAUUGUACUUCAUGCGACCGCCAUAUGGGCUGCGCUCCAAAGAAUGAGAGUCGUAUGCGUGCACACCCAAUGUUAAGGACGCUGGUGUGUCAUACCUGCCAUACCUUCUAUAACAGUGGGGAGUUUGAGAAGGGUGAUGAUGGUUGGGAACUUUACUGUCGAUGGUGUGGUCAAGGAGGCCAAGUUUAUUGCUGCUCUAAUUGCCGUCAUGUUUUUUGUGCUAAAUGUAUAAAAAGAAAUUUAGGGCCAAAUAAAAUUAAAGAAAUUGAAGAUUUAGAUGAUUGGAAAUGUUUCAAAUGUAAUACCCAGUGCUUAUGGGACUUGCGAGCUACAUGUUGGGCUGUCCUACGUUACUGUGAUAUGAAAAACAAAAUUGCAUACAAAACUGAGGAUCCAGUAAAAAAAGAAGCAUACCUUAAAGAAUGUGGAGUAGAUCUGUCAGAGUGUUGUAAGAGUAAAGGAAGAAAAAAAGACAGUCGAAAGAAAGAAAUUGAAAAUGCUGUAAAAAAGACUGCUGAUUCAAUCAUUUCAAAGAUGCCUCCAACAAUACAGGUUAAAAAAUUUGCAUCUAUGAAGCAAGAGGAAAAAGUAAAACCUGAAGUAAAAAAGGCAACUAAACGAGCAGCAAGUCCUAGGAGUAAAGCAAAUAUAAUAAAGAAAACAGGAAAGCAUCCUAAUGAAUAUAAUUUGUCCCCUGCUAUGAAGAAAAUGAGGAUGUCAGCACCAGUGAAAGUUAUAAGUGAAAAGAAUAACUAUAUGCAAACUAACAAUUUAAUAAAAAUAAGACCAAAGCCCCCUGCGGUUGUUUAUAAUGGAGCAAAUAGGUCAUUUGGUAAUAUGUUUACAAAUGACAAUAUCAACUUGUCAUUAGACAGCCUCACACAGGGUCUCGAUAUGUCUGCUAUGACAAGCACAAAUACUGUUGAUGAAGAAAUGGUGUGUACACCGGAUUUCCCAAUAGAACCCCUUUGUGAGGUAACUGAAGACAACACAGAUGAUGACGUUCAGUGUAUAACACCAGCGCCCAUUCCACAGCCAAAGGCUUCGGUAACAACCGGAACUGGCAUAGUUAAGCAAAACAUAAAAUUGUCAGACUUAUCUCAAGAAAAUAUAAUUCAAAUGACGGAAAAUGAUGUCACAGUAAAUGCUGCAACUGGUGGGCUUAAAUUCCGUGUUGAUCCACAAACAUUAUUAUCUAAUAAAAUGUAUAGGCUUCCUGAUGGCAGAAUAUUUGCAAUUAGUGCGAAUCCACAAAUGCCUGGAGGAUAUUCUGCGACAAUUGUUGCAGUGACAGAAUCGCAAUCGAAACCACCCGGAACUACAUACGCUGCGAAACUUAAUCAAGUUCCUAAAUUAAUACCGACAACCCCGCCACCCUUGAGACCUACUUCUUCCAAUCGCACUCAGCCAAGCCGUCAGGCAAAUACCCGCCGAAACGUAGCCCAAACGGCAAAGACGAGGCGAUCUACCAUGAAUUCAUCGAAAGAUAUAGAUACUAAUGUUCCAGUGGAAUGGUAUAGAUAUAAUCUGCUCGAUUCCAUCGACGCACUAGAGUAUUCAUUAUCUAGGCUAAAUAAACUAAAGAAAGAAGCGACUACGCCAUUUUUAAGGUCGAGAAAUAUUAACCAGAUGCGGGCACUGCAUAGAAGUUUAGAAAGUGUAUUAAAUACUUCUUGUCACAGAUUUAAUGAAAUAAAAGAAUGCCUUCAAAAAGAGUUAAAAAAAUAUAUUUUAAAGAAAGAUACAGAAACACAAAACAGUGAAGAUGAUGACGAUGUAGAAAUAUUGCCCAACGUGGAUGAUGAUCCUAUUUUUAUUGAUGAAAAUUCAGGGGACUCUUGUGGGAAUGAACCUCAAGAAGUAGAUUUAACAGGGCCUGGAAGUAGUGAGCACAAUGACAGCUCAGAGCAUUUACAACAUAUCGUGGAGCCAGAAACGAUAAUUUGUGAUGAAAUUAAUGUAGGUAAUGAUGUUUUACCUGCUAAUGACAUAGACACUUUCGGUGACGAAAGGUCGGGAAAAGAAUGUGUAAAUGUAGGAAAAGAAGACAAAAUCACGAAAAUAAUAGACGAUAGUACGGAAAAUAUAGAUGAAAAUACGGGAAAAGUCGACGAAAGCUCGAUAAGCGUAGAUGAACACUCUGAAAAACUCGAAAUAACCAAUGAAAAGUCAGAUACAAGCAUGGAAAUAACAGAUAAAAGCACGGGGAAAGCAGAUGAAACAGAUUCGGUAAGUGGUAAUAUCUCAAAGGAUACCAGCGAUAAUAGUAUACAAAUAGAUAAGCAAAGCAGUGAGCAGGAUGAAAUUAAUGAAGAUUUAAAGAGUGGUUGUCAAACAAAAUUAAAAAAUGAAAUUGAACAAAAUAAUGAAGAAAUUGCAACUGAACCUGACAAGGGGAAUGAUAAAGAUAAUGAAACACAAUCUGAAAGUGUUAUAAAUAAUAGUGAAGAUAAAGAUAUUUCGGUUGGAGAAAAAAAUACUGAUGAGUCGAGCUCUGAAAAACGUGAAGAAAAUAAUGGACCGAAUGUGGACAUGUGGUACGAUGAUAAUGAGAAUGAUAACUAUGACAUAAGUGAGAAAAUGAUUGAAGACUUGUUGAAGGAUAAUAGCAAAGUUAGUAAGGACAUGCCCAGCGACUGUAUGUUGGACACAUCCAGUGACGUCAUAGGAUGAUUAUUGUGUGUAAUUGUGUAAAGAUCUUGUGCUGCUGAAGUACAAAACUAUUAAAAGUAUAAAUUGUAAAUUUAUUAUUAUAGGCUAAGUUCCAUUCUGUCUUAUUGGAAUUGGUGUAACAUUAGGAUUUUUAUUUGUGUAAUACUUGUUUAAGAUACUAUGACGUAGGAGUGUACAGGUACAGAUAAAAUAAUACUUAACAGGUAAUAAAAGUAAAAAUAAUUGAUGAUAAUCUUUCAAUUUUGCAGUACUAUUGGCCUUUUCUUUUACUGUUUUAUUGGAGAACUGGGAGUUAAAAAAGACAAUAGAUCUUUUAUAGAGAAAUUUUAUUAUUAUAAGUUGUGGUAGAUAUUGUGUACCAUAUAUUAUAUUCUGUCGUGGGCAUUCUUCCUCUAUGCUAUAAGGUACUGACAGAAAUGUUCAUAAGAGAGCAUGCUUAUAAGAUAACUGUUUCCUUUAAAUUCUAAAAUACAUAAGUUCUGUCCGUAAAGAUCUCAAUAAAUUUAUUGUAUUGUUUGCAAUACAUACAAUUGAUGAAGAUAAUUUUUCGUAAAUAAAUGAAUAAAAUAGGAUAUUUGUGUUUGUAUCUAAAUAAAUAUACCCACCCGCGCGUCAGUUAUAGCUGCCCUCGAAUUCUAGGUCGUUUUGAAUCAAAUGCAAUGCACAUGCUUGUUAGUAACAACUGCUCAAUAGUGACUGUUUUCGUGCUAGCAAAGAGCAUGUUUGUCAGUACCAUAAUUAUACUGUAAAGGUAGAAAUAUUUAUAAUAAUAUGUUUAAUGUAAUGCACAAAUUACAAAUUUCAUUAAUCCGCAAAUUAUUAAUCACUAUUACUUAUUUUUCAAUGCUAUUCUCUAUCAAGUCAAAACACACACUAAUUAUAAAAACCGGCAAUAUAAAAAAUAUGUUAGGUGAGUUUAAACAAUGUAUCUUUGAGCCAUACAGUUUAUUUAAUCAUAAUAACUUCACAGACACCCAUAUUGUAAGAUGAUUCCUCGAACGUUGUUCGGCUCCACUAAACCUGAGUAUUCGUAUAUAGUAGAGUCACAGUAUCUGUAUAGUACAAGUACAGAAGACGUACAGUCUUGCUACGAUACAAUUAAAUGCAAUUCUGAUCGCGCAACGCUAAUUACCUACAUUUUUAUUCACCUGGAAGUAGCCUCUCUUUCUAUCACGUAUCUUUUACCCCUUCUAACGACUUUUGGGUUGUUUUCUGUUAGCGAAUAUUUUAACCCGUAUAUUUAAUUACCAGUUAGGUAUGUGCUUUUUAACCUACUUUGUAAAUUAAUGACGCUUAUAAUACUGAAGAAAUUAACAUAGGCUAGAUCUUAAUAGUAGACCAGAAAACAUUUAUUUUUGAAAUGUUAGCAUAGGCGGGUUGAUACUUAUAACGAAAUAGAUCUUCGAUUUCAGACAUCAUAUAUUCAUUAAAUUCUAAUAAAUUCGUGAAAGAAUAAAACACCAACCUAGAGGUAUAAAAUAUACAUUCCUACUUAUUUUCGUAACGUAGGUACUUAGGUAUGAAACGACUUAGUAUAGUAAUAAUAAUAAUCACCAUAGUAAAUCUUACCUUGCAGCGUACCGCUACCAGCUACCUAAUAGCUUGUGUUUAAUAGCUAAACACCGCACAAUUUUUUUUAAAAUGUUCCUUCGUUGUUUUUAAACCUUCGGUCGGAUCUGUGCAGCACAUGUCGCACAAAGCUCUCGCGUGCGUUACUAAGCUUUGGCAGUAGCCUGCCCGUGAGUCUCUGCUAGAUAGAUAGCCACGUUGGCGCGUACUUACUAAUAUGAUUUUUAUUUUCUAAAAUCAAAGAGAACUGCUCUGCAUUUUCUGAUUUGCUUGAAAUUAUCCCAAAGUCAUCAAAGUUGAAUCUGAGUCGAGAAACUUAAAUGUUCAUUCUUAGAAUAUGGGUGUCACGUUAAGCAUGUGUUAAGUUCCGUUUAAGUAUAUUUCUACAGUCAUUUGUAAAAAUAGAUUUGGCGAUCCGUUGGAAAAUACAUAAUUUUAAACGGCUCAUUUUAAUUUUAGCAGUAUCUUAAAAUAGGAUAAUUUUAAAGAAUAUCAAUUUGAACGAAUGCCAAUAUAUUGUGGGCUUAAUUUUAACCACUUCGGAAAAUCAGAUGUUAUGAAUGUUUAAAUGAAAAUCCGAUUUAUAAUUAUUGUCCUACGAAAACGUUCGUUUACCAUGGCCAAGUUUAAUAAUGCUAUGAUUGAUAAUUAUAAUUGAUAAUAUAAAUGAAGAUGCUUAAAAAACGUCAAUAAACAAACAUUGCGAGAGAUCGCAAUAGGCGGUGUCGUGUUAUUUAUUGGUUUGCGAGCGCGAUUUUAAAUAAGUGAAAAUUACAGGUCAAUUCAUAUAAUUCAUUAUUAAUUGAUAAUAUAAUUUGAACAUAAUUCAUAUAAUUUGAGCAGAAAUCACGUGAAGUAUACUUGACAAUUGUUAUUUAGAUAUAACAGACUAAUUUAUUAAUAAUUGUAAACUAUAUUUGGCAAAUAUAUAACUGGACGUGUGCGUCUUUCAUGUAAUACUUAAACUUGUAUCUACUACAAUUUGAAUAUACUAAAAAAAGUGGUAGAUUCUGACAUAAUAUAUGGUUUUUCAAUCUUAUUUGAAUUUCAAUGAAAGUGUGUAUUAGAAUUUGAAUAAAAAUAAUCAUAAUGGAACUAGGUAUAUUAUUUAGCAUACCUACGUUCAAUCUAGAAACUUUAUUACUUGCAGUAGGGUCAAUAAAUACUUACUAUCAGUGGUGUAUUGUUUGUAAGGACAAGGUCUAAAAUCUAAAUACAUCUCAUGCAUUCCGUGAUAUUACACAAAUUUGAGUCAUACAAUGUUUGCUGUGUCGUUUACAUUGAAAAAAAAAACGGCCAAGUGCGUGUCGGAGUAUAGUUGGAGGAUUUUUUUUGUUGUGCAAGUAAGUAUCUUUUACAUUGAAAAAAGCAAAAUUUCUCAAAAACGCAAAAUGUUUCGCUGAAAGUAAUGCCGAAGAAAGUAUUGAUUAGAUUAUUUUUUAGAUAAUUUAAUAUUUUCGUGCUCAUGCAAUUCGGACCAAUCCUUAUAUAUUAUUGUUUAUCGCUUUAAUUUUGACUGUACGCGGAACAUGUUUUUUUUAUAAAAAAUAUGUGACAGUAAAAUUUUUACUGACGCCUCAUAAUUUAUAUUUUAUUAAUUAUUCAACAUAAUAUGAUUGAUGUUACCAUGUGCACUAGAAAUUUUAAAGUCAUAUUUUAUAUAGUGUAGAUGUAAACCGUUUAUUAAAAUUGUUAAUUAAGGAUUUGAUAAUUUUACAUGUUUCAGCUGAGUGUAACAGUAGUGUAUACAGUUGGGUCCCCAGUGUGUGUGUGUUUCAGGCUUGUGUUGGUAUUCUGAGCCACUAUAAAGACUCCACUUGUUAUAAUGUGAUUAAGAGUAUUCUAGCGUAAUAGACGAAAACACUCUCAAUACGGCGAGACUAAAUAUAAAAUGUUCAUGUGUAAUAUCAGAUGUAUGUAAUAGUGAGUUAGCGCCAUAAGUGUGUAGUUUUGUGCUUUUGGUCAAACCCUAUGACAAAUAUUGAUAAACGGCGUCAUAUUCACGUGUAUAAAAUGUAAUAGAAAAUAUUUAAUGAAUAUGUUCUACGAAAGAAAGUACCACGAAAGCAGAGAAGAAUCAGUAUUUAGCUGUGAAAUGUUCUAGGUUUUUGUGUAAGGAUAGUUAUAUCACUCUCACACCGCGUUCGUCUAUUACGACUAGUAAAUAAUGUUUAUGUCAUGAGUAUAUUAAGUUUAUAAAACAUUUAGAAUUUAUAGUUAAUAUUUAGAAAUGUAUAUUAGAUUUAAGAAUACGAUACAAAUACGCGGGCAGAAGUGAGCAUUUUAUAUUUUCGUUCAUUCAAGUUAAAAGAUCUUGAUAUGAUCAUAGUUUGUGAUAUAAGUUUGGUUUUGUAGAGUGAUUCUUUAUAUUUUGUAUUCUGUUACUUUUGUUGAUACACAUUUUGUUUAUUGAACUUUAUAAUACUUAGUAUAUGGAAAAAAUAUUAUAUCCAUUAGAAGAAUAAAUUGCUGAUCAUA